Macrobrachium nipponense is the source of this 1110-nucleotide messenger RNA. RefSeq lists its product as uncharacterized. Lineage: Eukaryota; Metazoa; Arthropoda; Malacostraca; Decapoda; Palaemonidae. Bases 244 to 642 code for a protein of 132 amino acids. The record is from RefSeq and is a predicted model, not a curated record. The transcript is spliced from 4 exons.
UAUACUGGCGUGGUUCGGAAGUCACGUAAAGCAGUUGGUCCCGUUGCUGGAUAGCCACUGAUUCCAUGCAACGUAAAAACAUCAUACAAACAAACAAACUAAGACUUAUACUCGAAUUUCGCAGAGAACUUCUGGACCGAGACUGACCUCUACACGUUGUUGAGCACCUACAAGAAGGUGAAACCGAAGCUCUGCAGCAUCCUGGAUUCCAGCAGGACCCUGUGGAGGAAAGUGGGCGUCUCCAUGAACAGACACCCUAAACUCUGCGAGAGGAAAUUCAACGAUCUAGUGAUCAAGUACGAAGAAAUCCGAGAGGACGAGGGCAGGGAAGCCAGGAGGCUGAGGAGCACCCUGUAUUACGAUCUCCUCCACGAGCUGAUCGAGAACGACCCGGCCACGGCCCUGAGGAACGUCGUGCCGGACGCUGGCAUUCUGGCAGUCAAUCUGGGCAACAAGAGCCCCGAUUCCUUGAGCGACUCUGCUCCGACGGACAACGACGAACCGUUCCUGCUGCAGAAGUCGACGGCCGGACGCGGGGUCGAGCAGGCGACCAUCACGACGCUCCCUGGAGAUAAAAGGGCGUCUACAUCUAAAGCUACACAAGCAAGACGUGCAAGAUAUGCAAAGCAUGCAAGGCCCUAAGUUAAGAAAUUAUGCAAACUGUGACCUCAGAGUGAUGGAGGUGGAACGACGGACGCCCAGGGACGUAUCGUACUUGCUGCAACUUGCACGCCCUUAGGGCCAACGAAAUGACCCCCCCAGAAAAAAAAAAUAAUGGGCGGGGGAGUCGUUCGUGAAUCACUUCCGUUUUUAUACGCGUUCCUCGAGUAGUAGAAUAUUGAGUGACGUCAACUUUUAUACGUAAUAAAAUAUUAUUAUUAUUAUUAUUAUUAUUAUUAUUAUUAUUAUUAUUAUUAUUAUUAUUAUUAUUAUUAGAAAAGUAAAUCCACAAUAAUAUGACUGUUUGAUCUCGUUAUUUAAAAUACAAAGCAGAACGCUAUCGAUGACUCUGCACGGUCUCCUUGUCAAUUUAAAAAAAAAACAAGAUCAAACAGACAUAUUAUUGUGGAUUUACUUUUCCAUUUUAAUGAAUGAAGUGAUUGUGAAUUU